Messenger RNA from Aplosporella prunicola CBS 121167, 624 nucleotides. RefSeq lists its product as uncharacterized. NCBI's taxonomy places the organism in Eukaryota, Fungi, Ascomycota, Dothideomycetes, Botryosphaeriales, Aplosporellaceae. The transcript has a single exon. The record is from RefSeq and is a predicted model, not a curated record. The annotation marks the transcript as partial.
AUGAAGACGACAAACCUUGGGUAUCACCCAACGCCCCUGACCCCCCAAUACCUUGUCGGAAUUGUUUGGAAUAAGAUCAUCCAAGGACUUCAGGAUGCGCAAAUUCCAACUCAGGACUUGUCGAAGCAACUUUUGGCUUUUGCGCUUCCGCGGCACGCUUCACAGUCAUGGGAAAUCCUCGUCAACCAACCUUUGUUCCUUCCGGACGAUGAUAUGGUCGCGAUCCUGAAUCUCCGUCGAUCCACUCCUGCCACUCCGCCACCUGCUCAGGGCAAUACGUUAUUCUACAUCCGUUCGUUCUGCCUCAGUAUUGGACAACUCAUACAGAUGAUCGCCAAUAGGGAAACUGAAGGGAAGUUUGAGGAUGAAUCCCUGGCCUGGAAGAUUGCCACGGAAUUAGCCCAAGAUGAAGACCAGCCAGUUUGGAUUCGAUAUGUUGGCCUUUCCAGCAGUGAGUCAGGCUGGGGCCGUCACGAAGCAGAUAUCUACAACAGGAGCGCCGGUAUCUUUGGCGCCUUCGUGAAAGCCCGCUACUCCAUAAGCGCCAGUAUCGUUGAGAAUUGCGCAGUCUUUGAAUUUCCAUUGGCCCAGACUCAAGCAUUUCGCAAACCCGACGGCACUAUC